Messenger RNA from Populus euphratica (Euphrates poplar), 2061 nucleotides. RefSeq lists its product as uncharacterized. NCBI's taxonomy places the organism in Eukaryota, Viridiplantae, Streptophyta, Magnoliopsida, Malpighiales, Salicaceae. The record is from RefSeq and is a predicted model, not a curated record. Gene Ontology annotation, cellular component: nucleus. The coding region runs from base 263 to 1357 and encodes 364 amino acids. Gene Ontology annotation, biological process: defense response to fungus. The transcript is spliced from 10 exons.
AUAAGAUACGCAGCUCAGAGACGUUAGAGCAAGACCCAAGACUCUCCAACAAGAACAACUAUAAAAGUCGUUUCCUUUGCCUCUUCCUCUCUCCGCUCUCUUAACCCAUUUCUUCUUUUUCUCAAAACCCUGCUCCCUCCCAUAAAGAAUUUUGAAGAAACCCAUUUCUUAACCUUUGAAAGACCUCUCAAAUUUAAGUCUUGAUUAUUGGGAAUUGCAAUGGAAUAGAAAAAAUCGCAUCUUUCAUGUGAUUCUUCUUGUUAUGGAAUAUGAGGUUUCAGACAGUAGUGGUACUGAUGAUGAUCUCCCGCCCUCAAAUCAAAAUAGACUUGUAAGACGAGGAAGAGCUCCAGGAAGUGGGCAAUCAGCUGUAAUUUCUGCAACAUAUUCUAGAGUUCAAGCUGACAUGGAGGCCCAAAUUCAUCAUCUCGAACAAGAAGCAUAUAGGGCUGUACUUCGUGCUUUUAAGGCUCAGUCUGAUCAACUUUCUUGGGAUAAGGAGGGUUUGAUUACAGAACUUAGGAAAGAGCUCAGGGUGUCAGAUGAUGAACACAGAGAGAUCUUAACAUUGGUCAAUAGAGAUGAUAUCAUUCAAAGGAUAAGGGAGUGGCGAGAGGCAGGUGGCCAGCAAGUUCCCAGGUUCAUUGCUUCACAGUCUGUUCAUGAUGUUUUGUCCAGUCCCACUGUUUCUGCAUCCCGUAAAAAACAGAAGACUUCCCUGGUGUACCCCGCUGGUCCGCCCAGAAAUCAACAUUUCAACAACCGUGGUUCCGCCUAUGAUGAUAAGGAAAUUGGAAAAGAAGUGUGGACAAGAUGGCCUGAGGACAACAACUUCUACAAGGCUGUCAUAACUAGAUAUAACCCUGCUGAGGCUCGACAUGCUCUGGUCUAUGAUAUGAAUACUGAAAAUGAGACAUGGGAAUGGGUUGAUCUCAAUGAGAUGGCUCCAGAGGACCUUCGUUGGGAAGUUGUGGAUCCUGGAAUUUCUCAUGGCAGGCCAGGCCAUGUAAUGAAAAAAUCUGUGAGCCAUGGUGGUCUUAUUUCAAGUUCUGUAAGAGGGAGGGGAUCCACUAAGGAUCAAUCAAAAAGGGAAUUUUUUCGAACACAGAAUGGUAUUGCAAGGAAACUUUCUGACAACAUCGAAUUGCUCAACACAGAGUCCCUAGUUAAGGAGGUGGAGAGGGUUUUUGGUGUCAGCUAUCCUGAUCCUCUUGAGCUCGAGAAGGCUAAAAAAAUGUUAAAAGAGCAUGAACAAGCACUUGUUGAUGCAAUUGCAAGGCUCGCAGAUGCAUCUGACGGAGAAAGUGAUGGAGAUCCACGAUUCUUGCAUGGGCAAGCAAUGGAGGAGCAGGAAUGAGGUUGAUGAAACCAGCUAACAUUGGAAGCUCGUAGUAAGGCCUAAUAGUACUUAGAAGUGUUUAUUGAGUAGCAUUGAAUUACUUCAAACAGCAAGACUAUGAUUUUUUGCCCUCCUGAAUCCAUUUAUUUUUGUUGGAUUUUAUCUUUUUUAUCCAAGUGAUCUUCUUGAUAUAAAACUCGAUACUUGUAUCAUAGCAUACCCAUGCACAAACAUUCUAUGCACACUUGGAGCCUUUUAAUUGAAAAAGUUGAUUGUUUCAACCUUCAUCCAAAGAGCAGUCACGUCUUUGUAAAAUACUGCAUGGCAGCGGAUGACAUAUAACUUUGUAAAGAUGUUCAUCUUGAUGAUACUGUGGCUACCUUUUCUAAUAGCAUGGGGUUAAACCACCAUUAAUGUUAUACUUGUCUUUUUUUCCCAGGAAAAAAAAGGAUAUAAAGGAACAGUACAUGUCAUCUCCAGCCCUGCCCUACCCUCACUUCUCUUAUUUCUUAUAUUUUCAGUUGGCCAGCAAACAAGCUAUCAUCCAUAUAAUUUGCUCACUAUGUAACCAUUGUGUUUCAUUGUGUUUCUUUGAUUGAUCUCGCAAUAAAGAUCACCCUUAAAAGAGUUUAAAAUCCUGGAGGAUUACAAUCCAGAGGAACGGACUGGCAGAAUUUAUGGAGGCAACAGCAAUAGCGCUUCUGCGGUCAUCGCUUGAAUUG